CGUCAGAAGAGGCUUAGAGUGGACGCAGACUUGUUGUUGACUACUUCAGAAUUUUCGGGUGCAUAGCAUAUGCACAUGUGCCAAAUCAGAAAAUGAGUAAGCUUGAUGACAAAGGGGAAAAGUGUAUUUUCCUUGGUGUUAGUGAUCACUCCAAAGCUUACAGAUUAUACAAUCCUUUAACCAAGAAGGUCGUCAUUAGCCGUGAUGUAGUGUUUGAUGAAGCAAGCACUUGGUCUUGGACAAAAAAAUCUAGGCGACAGAUUCUUGCAGAUUUCGAAAAUGGAGAAGAUCUGACAACAGUUGAAGAAAGUCUGCCUACAGCAGCAGAACUUAGUACUGGAGGAAGUCUGCCAAUAACACCAGAAUUGGAAUCUGGAACUAGUUCUAGACCUCAACGCAAAAAGAGCAGACCAACAUGGUUGGAGGAUUAUGAGGUAACAGAUCUACCUCAAGAUGAUGUUCCAGUCACGCAUUUUGCUCUAUUUGCAGAUUGUGAUCUUCAAAAAGGGCACAAGACAAUUGGUGUUAAGUGGAUCUACAAGACAAAGCUUAAAGAAAAUGGGGAGGUUGACAAAUUCAAAGCUUGCUUGGUGGCAAAGGGUUACAAGCAAGAGUUUGGCAUUGAUUAUCAAGAAGUUUUUGCCCCAGUUGCAAGGAUGGACACCAUCAGAUUGGUGAUUGGUUUGGCAGCACAGAACUCAUGACCGAUCUACUAGCUUGAUGUGAAAUCAACCUUCUUGCAUGGAAAUCUGCAGAAACAGGUAUUUAUUGAUCAACCUUCUGGUUAUGUGAAAUCUGGUUCUGAGCAUAAAGUUUACAGAUUGAAGAAAGCAUUACAUUGACU
Molecule: messenger RNA, 844 nt
Organism: Rubroshorea leprosula
Lineage: Eukaryota; Viridiplantae; Streptophyta; Magnoliopsida; Malvales; Dipterocarpaceae
Source: the annotation of a GenBank genome assembly